AUGCCGGAAGCCGGAAGUCGUAAUGCAGAAGCUAGCAAAAGUAGCGUCUUUUGACCAUUGAAGAAGCUAAAAGCUAGCAGUUUAAAGCAGCAACAGUUUUCUUUUCAGCGCUAAACUUGACACUAUAAUCAUUUGUGUUCUUGAAGAGUGUGCUUCGAUACAUUUUUUUUGGAAGGUGAAUCACUCUAACCCAAGUCAUGGCUGCAGAUUGGUUGGGUAGUUUGGUGUCAAUUAACUGUGGGCCAACACUGGGAGUCUAUCAAGGAGAGGUGGUGUCUGUGGACCAGUCCAGCCAGACAAUCUCCUUAAGACAGCCUUUCCAUAAUGGAGUCAAGUGCCCUGUUCCUGAGGUCACAUUCAGUGCCAUUGACAUAAAGGAACUAAAGAUUUUAGAUAUCAGAAUUGGCAAUGCUAGGAACAACAGUUCUACAAAGGUGAGCAGUGCCCCAGUUGCAGUCCCAAAGGGUGACCCCAAGUCUGUAGAGAAGCUCAACUCGCCUCAGCACUGCUCUAAAAGCUAUGGAGAGCGACAUCUGGAUGUACCUGGUCAGCCAAAGGCAUUCCGUCGAAGACACAACUCGUGGUCAUCUAGUAGUCGAGGGGCAAACCAGGUGACACCAAAAAAGAAUGGGGUGAAGAACGGUCAGAUGAAGCACAGAGAUGAUGAGUGUUUUGGAGAUGGCAUGGACGACGGGUUGGACACUGACUUUGAUUUUGAAGGAAACUUGGCUCUUUUUGACAAAGCAGCAGUUUUCUCAGAAAUUGACAUAUCAGAGCGCCGUAAUGGUGCAAGGUCACGUGGCACACCUCAAGACCAGACACCCUCACGGUAUCGUCAUGAUGAAAACAUCCUGGAGGCCAAACCUAUUGUCUACAGACAGAUUACUGUCCCUCAGCCAGGUGCCAAAGAGUACUGCACUGACUCUGGCCUUGUUGUUCCCAGUGUAUCCUAUGAGCUACACAAGCGUCUGUUGUCAGCCGCUGAGCGUUAUGGUCUCUCAUUGGAGCGAAGACUUGAGAUGACUGGAGUAUGUGCCAGUCAGAUGGCACUUACAUUGCUGGGUGGACCCAACAGAUUCACUCCAAAAAAUUUACACCAGCGUCCCACAGUGGCUCUGCUCUGUGGCCCACAUGUUCAAGGAGCUCAGGGCAUUAGCUGUGGUCGUCACCUGGCCAAUCAUGAAGUGGAGGUCAUCCUGUUUCUGCCCAAUUUUGUUAAGAUGCUGGACUCAGUCACCAGCGAGCUCACACUCUUUAACAAGACUGGUGGCAAACAGGUGUCAAGUAUCAAAGAUCUCCCAGACACCCCAGUUGACCUCAUCAUCAACUGCCUGGACUGCCACGAGAACACAUUCCUGAUGGAUCAGCCCUGGUACCGAGCAGCCGCAGACUGGGCCAACCAGAACAGGGCACCAGUGCUCAGCCUAGACCCCCCAGGUAGUGGACAGGGGCAGGCAGUGGAGGCCAAGUGGUCCCUUUCUCUUUGCUUACCCCUUUCCCUAGCUGAGGGAGCUGGCAGGGUUUACCUGUGUGACAUAGGCAUCCCUCGCCAGGUGUUCCAGGAAGUGGGAAUCAAGUACCAUUCUCCUUUUGGUUGCAAAUUUGUCAUUCCCUUGCACUCUGCAUGAUGGAACUAAUGGUCAAAAGAAUGAAUCUUUCACCCUCCAUGACCAUUCGGGUUUUGGCGCCUUACCGUAUAUUCCAGAGCUUAAGCUGUUUUUCGGUUCAUUCAUUAAGCUUCUAGCCCAUCAACAUGUGAACAUGACUUCCCUCAUACUGAAGGACCACUGUUGGGUGCUUCAGUCCAUCAAGGACUACGCACAUAAGAAUAAGACAGGAAAGAGCUUUAUUAAAAAAGUAAAAGUGUUGACUAUUCAAGGCUUCAGCAAUCUGUAGAUACCUGUGUGAUGAUGCAAGGUAUUUGGAAGAUAGAUUUUUCAGAAGCACAGCUGAAGUGUCAAACAGUACCACGUAGUGUUCAGUUUUAAAUUGAACAGGACAAUCUUUGCCUUAAAGUGGACAAUGUCUUACUGUCACUGUAUUCUCAACUCAUUCCGAAGCCAUCUGAUUAAUAAACUAAUACAUGCAAGUGCCAUGUUAUUAGAUAAAUCUGGAUGAGACAACAGGAUUUCCACUUAGCUGGUGUCACCAUUGCUAUUGGCUUAUCACCUGCCAUGCUCUGCAGCACUCUGUUACUGUUGUCUAAAGUGUUAAUAGUAUAGAAAUGACAUCUAAACAAAUGUGAAGUGACAUUUUUGUGAGUAAUGCUGUGUUUUCAUACUAAACCAGUGUUGAACAGGCAGCUACUGGAAAGAAUCCAGAUAUCAGCUGUUUUAUUUGCCCAUGGUAAGUUAGGCUGUGAUGAUAAGGGCUGUGAUAUGAUGACACAGCAUGCUACACCUGUAGUUUUAUGGGGGGGUUUGCAAAAUUUUGGCACAGUAGAUGACAGAAGUCUUGAUGUGGCUUCCAGGCUAGCUACUGUAACUUAAUUAAAUGUAUUAAUCAAGCAUG
Messenger RNA from Acanthopagrus latus (yellowfin seabream), 2511 nucleotides. RefSeq names its product enhancer of mRNA decapping 3 homolog (S. cerevisiae) (gene edc3). The record is from RefSeq and is a predicted model, not a curated record. Gene Ontology annotation, biological process: deadenylation-independent decapping of nuclear-transcribed mRNA; P-body assembly. The coding region runs from base 198 to 1628 and encodes 476 amino acids. Gene Ontology annotation, molecular function: mRNA binding. Lineage: Eukaryota; Metazoa; Chordata; Actinopteri; Spariformes; Sparidae. Gene Ontology annotation, cellular component: P-body. The transcript has 7 exons.